AUGGAUAAGUCUGGCGAGAUGGCAGGAGCCUCGUCGGCCAACAAUUCCAGCGAUUUUGUUCGCAAGUUGUACAAGAUGUUAGAAGACCCUACCUAUGAAAACAUUGUUAGGUGGGGGGAAGGUGGUGAAAGCUUCGUCGUUCUUGAGAACGAGAAAUUUACCAAGUCCAUUCUUCCCAAACAUUUCAAGCACAGCAACUUUGCUAGCUUCGUGCGACAGCUGAACAAGUAUGACUUCCAUAAGGUCAGGCAGAAUAACGAGGACAAUGCCCCUUCGCCAUAUGGACCCAACGCAUGGGAGUUCAAGCACCCGGAGUUUCAAGCAAACAAAAAAGACAAUUUAGAUAAUAUUCGACGAAAGGCCCCCGCGCCACGAAAAUCGGCGCAAAAUUCAGACGAGGGUUUUGCCAAUCAGCAGAUUGAGUUGCUCCAAUCUCAGCUGAUGGCUACUCAGCAACAAGUCACCAAUCUCAACGACAAAUUUAAUGAUCUUGCGCAAGGCCACGUAGUAUUGCUACAGCAGGUAGUGUCACUCCAGAAACUGGUGAAGAACCAUGAUGGAGCCAUGCGUAAAGUGCUCGGCUUUUUGCACAGCACAGAUGCUGAAAGACGGAAUAGUCGGGUCGAUGGGCGUUUCGCGAAUGGGACAUCUGGUCUAGGUGCUGAAGGUGCACCAAAUGAUGUUGAUGAUCACCCUCCGUCUCCUUUGCAACAGGCAACAGAACUGCUUGGCGUCUUCUCAGCAGCGAACCUACCCGACAAAACUCUGGAAGCGAUGACCCAUGAUUACAGUCACCUUCGUAGUGACUACUCAACGCCUCCAAAUGAACAUGGGAAUGCUCACAUCGUACCUCCUUCAGAUGCUUCAAGCAAUCAUCUGGGCUAUUCCGUGGCAAGCGAUCUCGAUAGCAUGGUUUAUCCAGUUGGACAUACAAAUGGUAUCGAUCCAGUCAACGCUGAGCAUAUCCACAACAUACCGUAUUCCUUGCCGCCCCAGAUGCCGCAGAGUAUCGUGACAGAAACAGAAGCCGAAACACAAAUGUUUCCCGGUAGGAAAAGGAGCGUGCAUGAGCAAGUCUGGGGUAUAAACAAGCCCCGCAUUCUGCUUGUAGAGGAUGACAAAAUGUGCGCAAGAAUUGGUUCGAAGUUCUUGCAGCUUUACGAGUGUGGGGUAGAAAUUGCUCGCGAUGGACUAGAGGCAGUCAACAAAAUCAACCAGGCUGGCACAGGUCCUCAUACGUACAACCUGAUUCUCAUGGACAUCAUAAUGCCCAAUCUCGAUGGAGUUUCUGCCACGGUUUGUAUCCGAGAAAUUCUGCCGAAUACUCCAAUCAUCGCUAUGACAUCCAACAUUAGAGCGGACGACAUUGACAUGUACUUCAGAUACGGCAUGAAUGACGUGCUACCCAAACCUUUUACCAAGGAGGGUAUGCUUAAAGCACUUCAGAAACACCUACCUGGUUUUCUGAAGGAGGCUCAGGGUCAGCCUCAUCCUCAGUACCAACCCCAGGCCCAACUUUCGCAUCCCGGAGGUGGAUUCUCUACACCAAGUUCCACGCAACCGCCUCUUGGUUUGAAUAUGGGGCAAUUAUCCGCCGCUCAGUCGUUGAAGGAUGAAACUUCACCAGGAAAAUCGCCAGCCACAGCAACGUCCUGGCACUCGCCAAACCAGAUACCCGGCCAGUCUCCCAUUGGAAAUGGGCCAAUUGGUUUUAUACCACAACAGCCAAUGCAACAGCCCAUGAGGGAUCACCACUACGGAGCUAUGACUCCUACUCACCCCCAUCCACAAGCGGGCUACCCCCCUCCGCCAAAUACACCUCUUGGUCCGCCGAGAGGUCCUCCACAUAAGCGAGUGCUGUCGGAAAUGUCAAGUGGUCCUGAAGAACAUCCCGACAGCAGACGGCGAAUGUACGCGCAAAAUCCACCAAGUUACCAUCCGUAG
Molecule: messenger RNA, 1944 nt
Organism: Glarea lozoyensis ATCC 20868
Lineage: Eukaryota; Fungi; Ascomycota; Leotiomycetes; Helotiales; Helotiaceae
Product: Winged helix DNA-binding protein
Exons: 7
Coding region: 1-1944 (647 amino acids)
Biological process (GO): regulation of DNA-templated transcription; phosphorelay signal transduction system
Molecular function (GO): phosphorelay response regulator activity; DNA-binding transcription factor activity; sequence-specific DNA binding
Source: RefSeq, a predicted model, not a curated record